GACGGUAAAUGUCACCGAAUGCCAAAAGAAAUUAACCUAUCUCAAAUUAGUAUUGGCAGAGAGAUCACUACAAUUCAAAGGUUAGUUCACGAAUUAGGGAGGAACUUCUAUAUCAUGGAUUCAUGGUAGAAAAAGAAACGAUUUAACUUUGGUUUAACAAAAAUUUCCGUUCAAGUCAAAAACCUGUUCAGAUAAACUAUAAACGGAUCAUUGUUUCCGCCCGUAGCCAAACGAGACAUUAGUCUGCCUCCUGCAUUAUCUUCUUUCUCCAGUCAACCUUUCUUCCUUACAAUGUCCUUCCCCCUCACGUCGUCGUUUCGUUCGCUUCCCUCCCAUUUUGCAGCUUCCUUCCUUGUCAAUUCCAAUUCAGCUAAGCUCCAAUCUCCCAUCUUAAUGUCACUCCCUCAAAACCCUUCUUCAUUUCCCCGCCAUAUUAGCCGUAGCUUCACCAGAGCUCCAGCCAACAGCUCCGCCGUCUUCCGCUCAAACCUCAGAGUUCGCGCUUCAAGCAAAACGCCGAACCAGGCGACCGACGCUAAGCUAAUCGCAAUUAGCUCCGCCGUGACCAUAACAUUCGCCGUUGCUAAUCGCGUUCUUUACAAGCUCGCACUUGUUCCGAUGAAGGAGUACCCAUUCUUUUUAGCUCAAUUCACCACCUUCGGGUACGUGGCGAUUUAUUUUUCGAUACUGUUUCUACGUUACCGGGCGGGGAUUGUGGCUAAUGAAAUGUUAAGUUUGCCUAAAUCUCGAUUUGCUGCCAUUGGUAUGCUAGAAGCUCUUGGAGUUGCUAGUGGAAUGGCUUCUGCAGCGAUGCUUCCAGGACCAGCCAUUCCGAUAUUGAAUCAGACUUUUUUAGUGUGGCAGCUCCUAUUUUCAGCCGUUCUACUGGGGAGGAGGUAUUCAUUUAACCAAAUUGCUGGCUGCUUGCUUGUAGCAGUAGGAGUAAUAGUGGCUGUUACAAGCGGUUCUGAAACUAGCCAGGUGCUAUCUGGAAUUAAGCUUAUGUGGCCAGGAGUAAUGAUAGCAUCAGCAGCUUUUCAAGCUGGUGCAUCUAUUAUUAAGGAAUUUGUUUUUAUUGAUGCUGCAAAGCGCCUCCAUGGGAAGUCACUUGAUAUAUUUGUUGUCAAUUCUUUUGGAUCUGGAUUUCAGGCUCUCUUUGUGCUUCUUUUGCUGCCUUUGCUGUCAAAUUUGAAAGGGAUACCAUUCUUGGAACUUCCUUCUUAUCUAAAAAGUGGUGCUGCAUGCUUUCUAAAUCUAGGAGGUGAAACGUCAGGUUGUGAAGGAGCUCCAUUACUUCCACUACUUUACAUAGCUACCAAUAUGGCUUUCAACAUAUCAGUGCUCAAUCUGUUGAAAGUAUCCUCCGCCAUUGUUGCAUCGCUCACUGUCACAUUGUCAGUGCCCCUUUCGAUUUACAUUCUCUCUCUUCCAUUGCCGUAUCUUCCUAAUGGUGCAAGCUUAAGUCCCUUUUUCCUGUUUGGUACCUUAAUUCUCAUGUCCGGUCUUGUUCUCUAUAACAUUGCACAACCUUCGAAGGCUGGCUCAAAAUGAGAUUAACAUUACAAAAUUCAGUUGAACAGAGAUUCUUCAAACAAACCGAUUCAAUUGUAAAUACGACGAUUUAGUAUGUGCUUAAGGCAGCAUUCUUUUAUUACUAUGGGGACAGUCUUUUACAUUAAUUGUGAAUCGAAUGGCCUUGAUUGCCUGCGCCUUUGCAUUUAA
Molecule: messenger RNA, 1722 nt
Organism: Gossypium arboreum
Lineage: Eukaryota; Viridiplantae; Streptophyta; Magnoliopsida; Malvales; Malvaceae
Product: protein CLT2, chloroplastic
Exons: 10
Coding region: 292-1551 (419 amino acids)
Source: RefSeq, a predicted model, not a curated record